ACUUUGUUUAACUUCUUUCCACAGAUGACAUCAGUCUUUCCAUUAGCUUUGUUGCUCUGUUUGUCCAGCGGACUGUUGACUGCAUAUGGUCAAGCUUCCUGCCCUGUUGGUUGGAAUCAGUUAGGCACUCGCUGUUUCGCUUUCUACAUCCAGACAAAGACCUGGUCUGAUGCAGAGAACUUCUGCCAGUCCGCUGGGGGGCAUCUGGCUUCCAUCCACUCAGAUGCGGAACAUGGAUUCAUCAAAAACCAGAUUUCCAAGUUGACCGGUGCACAGACAACUGCCUGGAUCGGAGGCACCGACGCAGUGAAGCUGUUUACGUGGCUUUGGUCUGAUGGAUCCAAAUUUGACUACGCAAGCUGGAAUGCGGGGGAGCCUAACAACGCUGGUGGAACGGAGUUCUGUCUUACGAUGAACGGGGGUGGAGUAAACUGGAACGACUUGACUUGUACCAACCAGGCUUCUUUCGUCUGCUCCAAGAACCUGUGUUGA
Perca flavescens (yellow perch) is the source of this 492-nucleotide messenger RNA. Its product is annotated as ladderlectin-like. The record is from RefSeq and is a predicted model, not a curated record. Bases 25 to 492 code for a protein of 155 amino acids. The transcript has 5 exons. NCBI's taxonomy places the organism in Eukaryota, Metazoa, Chordata, Actinopteri, Perciformes, Percidae.